AUGGAAGUCGCGCUGGGUCACGGAGACCAAGCUCGAGGAGCUGGAGCGGAAGGGGCAGCCUCCGUCGCCUCGUUGAGGGGGCGGCGGAGGUCCCCCCGACAACAUACAGAACAACACACGAGGACACGACCUUUCGGGGGAACGGGCAGCGACAGCGCCAUAAUAAUGCAGGAGCUACGGCACAGAGUCCAGAACCUAGAACGCCAGCUGGCCAAUCGGGAGCAGGACGGACGAACCACCGAUCCCAGCUACACCCCAUCCCCCGAAAGAGAAGAAGAAGACUCCCACCGAAGUCGCUCGCGGCGUACCCCCGCAUCCCGAACGGAAGCGGAGAGCACGCGCGAGGAAUCACCCAUCCCGAGAAGACGAAAUGACACGGUCAUCUAUUCCAGGGGAAGAUCAACUCGCCGAGCCGCGCGUGAUCGCGAAGACGGGGAAGGGAGAACACGGCAACCCGUGAUAAUGGGCGCCACCCCAUUCCACCGAUCUAUCCUCGAAGUCCGGUUGCCGAAACAUUUCGACAAACCAACGGACAUGAGGUAUGACGGAACCCAAGACCCUCUAGAACACCUCACGGCCUUUGAGGCCAGGAUGAAUCUGGAGGGGGUAGGGGACGAGGGGUCCAUCCACAACUUCUCGGAUAUCAGCCGCGCGUUCCUAGCCCAGUUUACAACACGAAUAGCAAAGGCCAAACACCCGAUCAACCUUCUGGGGGUUACCCAGAGACAGGGAGAGCCGACAAGGAGGUACCUAGAUCGUUUCAACGACGAAUGCCUUGAAAUCGACGGCUUGACCGAUUCGGUGGCCAGCCUUUGCUUAACGAACGGCCUCCUCAACGAGAACUUCCGAAAACACCUCACCACGAAGCCGGUUUGGACGAUGCACGAGAUCCAGACGGUAGACAAAGAGUACAUAAACGAUGAGGAAGUCAGCCGAGUUGUGGCUGCCAACAAACGGCAGCCCGGCUACAAUCAACCACGGCAACACGGGAACGGGGAUAGGCCAAAGGAGCGAACCAGGGAGGAGGCGCCAAACAAGACGCCGAGAACAUUCCCCCGAGUCGGGAAAUUCACCAACUAUACCCCCCUCACGCUCCCCAUCGUGGAAGUGUACCAACAAAUAGCAGAGAAAGGAAUCCUGCCGAAGGCCCGACCGCUCAAGGACCGCACCGGAGGGAGCAAAAACCUCUAUUGCGACUACCACAAAGGUUACGGUCACCUGACGCAGGACUGUUUUGACCUAAAGGACGCACUCGAACAAGCGAUAAGAGAAGGCAAACUAGCAGCAUUCUCCCACCUUAUCAGGGAGCCAAGGAGACGUUAUCGCGACGAAGAUGAGGAAGGCAAAACCCGUUCGGCCAAGCGACGGCCAGAGCCAGAAGGCGGAGAUCACGGCCUCACUGUAAUAAACGUAGUGACGGCCAAAAACGCUGCACCCAGAUCCAGAUCCGCACACAAGAAAGAUAUAAAGAUACUGUCGAUUUCCUCAUCAUCGAUGCAAAGCUCUAAGAAGCCUCCGCUCAUCUCCUUCGGCCCGGAAGACCAGUGGUUCGACGACGCCCCGGAAAACCCACCCAUGGUCAUCACGGCCCGGGUGGGAACCGGCCUCGUCAAACGCAUCCUCAUUGAUACAGGGGCGGACUCGAACAUCAUGUUCCGCAAUGUAUUCGACGCGCUGGGGCUCAAAGACGCCGAUUUGACGACUCACCAACACGGGGUCAUAGGGCUAGGGGAUCAUUUCAUUAAGCCAGACGGAGUGAUAUCCUUGCCAAUCUCAUUGGGACAACCGCAGGGUCGAAGGUCGGCGAUGGCAGAGUUCGUGAUCCUCCGAGACUCGACUGCCUAUAACAUCAUCUUGGGAAGGAAGACGAUCAACGACUUCGAGGCCGUAAUCAAUACAAAGCUGCUAGUUAUGAAGUUUGUUACCGAUGACGGAUCUAUAGGAUCCGUAAGAGGGGACCUCGAGACGGCGGUCGCUUGCGACAAUGCCAGCCUCUCCUUAAGAAAGAAGUCCAAAGAGGCGUCCGGCGUGUUCCUGGCCGACCUAGAUGCCAGGGUAGACGACAGGCCCAGGCCGGAACCAGAAGGAGAUCUAGAGAAGUUCAGGUUCGACGACGAAGAGGAUAGAUUCACAUUCGUCAAUAAGAACCUCCCGUGCGAGCUAAAGGAACCCUUGGUCGAAAUGAUAAGAGCCAACAGAGAUUUGUUCGCCUGGACACCGGCCGACAUGCCAGGCAUAGACCCAAGAGUCAUGUCGCAUCAUUUAGCCGUCAAGGCGGAAGCGCGUCCAGUAGCCCAACGUAGGAGGAAAAUGUCGGCAGAAAGGGCAGAGGAGGUGGCCAAGCAGACGGCCAGCCUCCUCGAGGCAGGCUUUAUACGAGAAGUAGACUACUCGACAUAA
Arachis stenosperma is the source of this 2400-nucleotide messenger RNA. RefSeq lists its product as uncharacterized. NCBI's taxonomy places the organism in Eukaryota, Viridiplantae, Streptophyta, Magnoliopsida, Fabales, Fabaceae. Gene Ontology annotation, biological process: proteolysis. The transcript is spliced from 2 exons. The coding region runs from base 1 to 2400 and encodes 799 amino acids. The record is from RefSeq and is a predicted model, not a curated record. Gene Ontology annotation, molecular function: aspartic-type endopeptidase activity.